This is a messenger RNA of Phalaenopsis equestris, 4296 nucleotides long. Its product is annotated as protein CROWDED NUCLEI 1. Gene Ontology annotation, biological process: nucleus organization. Bases 230 to 3970 code for a protein of 1246 amino acids. The transcript has 9 exons. Gene Ontology annotation, cellular component: nucleus. NCBI's taxonomy places the organism in Eukaryota, Viridiplantae, Streptophyta, Magnoliopsida, Asparagales, Orchidaceae. The record is from RefSeq and is a predicted model, not a curated record.
CAUUCCGUUAAAUUCUAGGGUUUCACUUUCAUCUCCUCCCGAUCCCGAUUGCUUCAGGAGAACUUUGUCGUCCCGAUCUGCUCGAGUUCCGUGUCUUCUUGACGCCUUUCUCUUAUUCUCGUAUCAGGCUGUCGAAUUCUUGCGUUUCUUUUUUCUUUUCUUGGUGGAGCGUUGUCCGGAAUCUGUAUCAGGGUCCGAAACUUCUGCGUUCCGUGAGGGUGGGCUGGUGAUGUUUACUCCACAGAGUAAGGGGGGCUGGGCCGGGUGGUCUUCCUCUCCGUUAAUUGGCAGAAGGCGGGAGAAUGGAUCGGCGUUGCAACGGACGAAUUCUGGUUCUGUUGGUGCUGUUCAUGGCCGGGGUAAGGGCGCGACUGCGUCAGAGGCAACACCACCGCUGCCAUCAUCGUCUUUGCUGUCUGAAAAUAUUGCUGAGGUGAUGGGUGGCAGUGAUGUCUCGAAAGAUUGUAAGAGGUUCGGGGAGUUGGGGCCUCUGGACGAGGGGAUGUUAUCUAGGGAGGACAAGGAAGAACUUUACGACAGGGUUUCUGCCCUCGAAAGUGAGCGUGAUGAGUGCUUAUACAACAUGGGUCUUCUUCUUAUUGAGAAGAAAGAGUGGUCCUCAAAGAUUGAAGAACUAAAGCAAGCAUUGAUAGAUUCACAGGAAAUUCUGAAGAGAGAACAGGAAGCACGUAUUUUUUCUAUAUCUGAGCUUGAAAAGCGUGAAGAAAAUUUGAAAAAAGCUUUGGGAGUUGAAAAACAGUGUGUUAUAGAUCUGGAAAAAACAUUGCAUGUGAUGCGUGCUGAAAUUGCGGAGACUAAAUUUAUAUCAGAUAACAGAUUAGCUGAUGCACGUGCAAUUGAGGCUAGCCUUCAAGAGAAAAAGAUGGAGAUUGAAGCAAAAGUGCGAGCUGCAGAUACUAAACUAGCAGAAGCAAAUCGUAAGAAUUCAGAUAGUGAGCGAAAACUGGAGAAUGUUGCAGCCCGUGAAUCUAAAAUUCAAAGAGAUCUUUCUUCGUUAUAUGCAGAGAAGAAAACACUUGAAACAGAUGUCUCUAAGCAGAGAGAACAUUUUCGUGAGUGGGAAGAGGAUCUUCAGGAUAAACAUAUUAGACUUCUUAAUGAGCAAAGUCUUCUUAAUGAGCGGGAGGAGAGGGCAAAUGAUCUGGACAUAAUUCUCAAGAAGAAGGAAGCAGAGAUUGAAGAUGCAAGAAAAAAUGCUGAUGCUGCUCGUAGUAUUCUGAAAAGUCAAGAGGAUGGUCUAAAGUUAAGGCUAAGGACUUUGACGGUUAAAGAGAAGGAUGUUGAGAUCAAGAGUUCAAACCUCGAGAAGAAGGAGAAAGAUCUGAUGGCAAUAGAAGAAAAGCUUAAUUUAAGGGAAAAUGAAGAGAUACAAAAGCUUUUGGAUGAGCACAAUGCGACUUUGGAUGCCAAGAAACGAGAAUUUGAGUUGGAGAUGGUGAAAAAACGGCAAUCCUUUGAUGAAGAGGUAAAAAAUCAUAUUUCUUUGUUGGACAAGGAGAAAAGGCAAGUCAGAUGCCAAGAGGAACAGCUUAUUAAAAGAGAAGAGGCAUUAGAUAACAAAACUAAUAAAUUAAAAAGUAAAGAAGAAGAUUUGGACACAAAAUCAAAAGCUUUGAAGAAGUGGGAAGAGUCGUUGAAAAUGGAUGAGAAAAAGUUGCAAGAAGAAAGAAAGCGGCUAAUCAAGGAUUCCAAUGAGCUAGAAGCUACUAGAGCUAAACUUCAUAAUGAGAAGUUGGCUAUUGAAACUGAGGAACAGAAGGUUGUCGUGGAGAAGGAAAAUCUAAGACUAACACGGGAAGAAAGAGAGCAGCAUCUUAAAUUACAAGAAGAGCUUAAACUAGAGAAAGAUGAGUAUCGGAUGAUGGCAGAGUCUCUUGAAAAUGAAAAGGAUGUGCUGAGGCAGGAGAAGGAGAAGUUUGAGAGAGACUGGGAGGUGCUGGAUGAUAGAAGAGCUGCAAUAGAAGCAGAGGUUAAACAGCUGAGUGCUGAGAGAGAAAAGUUUGAGAAGUGGCAACAUACGGAAGAGGAGAGGCUGAAGAAGGUUGACCUUCAGGCUAGAACUGCCUUGCAGAGGGAACUCGAAGAUCUUAGAUUGAAGAAAGAAGCAUUUGAGAAGAUGAUGGCCCAUGAGCGAGAAGUUGCUCAUGCGGAAGUUGAUAGGGAGCAUGCUGACAUGACUCGAGAAUUUGAUCUUCUUAAGCAUGAGCUUGAGAUGAACAUGCAGAGGAGGCAUAAUGAUGUAGAGAAAGAACUUGAAGAAAAGGAAAACAAGUUUGAAAGGUGGAGACAAGUGGAACUAAGUCGCAUUAAAUCUUUAAGCGAGUCAAAUGAUCUAAAGCGUAAAAGUUUGGAUAUGGAACAAAAUCAAUUGCAGAUGGAAAAGGCAGCAUUCACGGAUCAGAGGGGAAAAUUAGAAGCAGACCGACAAGAAAUUCAGAAUGACAUUGAUAUUCUACUUCGGCUAAGCAAGAAUCUGAAAGAUCAACGGGAAGAAUUCGCAAAAGAGAAAGGAAUGUUUCUUUCUGUUGUUGAGCAAUGCAAUACUUGUCAUAACUGUGGGGUUCCAAUUUAUAACAUUGAUCAUCUUGAUCUUCAGCCUUUGAAACCUAAAGAAAGUUGUGAAGAAAUUAUUUUGCCAAGCCUUGCAGAUGGGUUUCUGGAAGAGCAUAUAAAAGGUAGAGAUGCAGCUGUUUCACCUGGGGUUCAGGCUGUUGAGUCUACCAAUUCAGGUAGUCAAAUGACACGGUGGCUUCAAAGAUGUGCUAAUCUGUUCAAGGUCUCCCCUAAGAAUGUACAUGCACCUAGUGAAGGCCAGGUUGGAACCUCAUUUGGUGAGCAGCUUGAUAGCGCUGCUUUAGAGAAUUCUGCUUAUGAACCCUCUCCUUCAGCGAAUCAUUCCUUUGAACAUCAGGUUCAUUUUGAUGGUGGAGAUGGGAUGAAUGGACAACCAGGGAGAUUACAUAGAAAUGGAGAUGAGGCAGAAUCUUCUUUUGGUGUGGCUGAUAGUUCCAAAGAUAUUGUUAGGGUUAAAGAUAAUAGUAACCAAAAAAAUGUGGUAGUUAUUGAUGAUGAAAAUAAUGAUAUGCAGGGAUCUUUUAUUCAUGCUGAGAAUGAUUCACAGCCUGAACCAUCCAAGCAGGGGCAGCGACGUCAGCCCAGUCGGAAAGCAAAAGCCAAUCUCAUUCGGAGAACUCGCUCUGUAAAGGCUGUUGUUGAAGAUGCCAAAGUUAUUCUUGGUGAAAGUUUUGAGUUGAAGAUAGAUGAGCAACAAAAUGAUGAUGGAAAAAUUUUCCAAAACAUUCCUGAUGAGAGCCAAGGGGCUUCAGUACAAGCUGAUCAAGCAGAAACAAGAACAAAGAGAAAAAGGAGCUCGAAGGAACUAGAGAAAGAAGGAAGUGAAGCUCAUUCUGAAAGUGUCUCUCGAGGGCGGCACAGUAAAAGGCGACAGACUUCUUCUCUACUUCCAGCCGCUGCAGAUAGGCGCUAUAAUCUUAGACGUUCUACUGUUGCAAGUACAGCUGCAGCAUCCCAGGCAACAUCACAUCAGAAAGAAGCAUCCAAUGUUAGAAAGCUUAAGACAAUGCCUGAAAACAUUAUUAGGGAGGGUGGAUACGGUGGUGAAAGAAUUUCCGGCCAUGAUCGGCAACAAUCACGCCCUUUGGAAAACUCUGCUCAUUUGCCGCCUAAAUCCGCUAAUUCAAAUGUCCUGAAAGUUAAUUCUAAGGACACAGUUCAGCAGCAUGAAGACCAGGAACUCUAUCACGAUGCUGCUGUCCUCGAAUCCACCCAGUUCAGCGCUCAGACUGCCGAAGAAGGAGACGAAGUAGAUGGAGCUUCUCCGCCACGUGACUUGGAAAAUUCUAGUUCAGAUGUGGAGAGUGAGAGUGAUGAUAUGGAUAAGCACAAUGCUUCAAUCGGAAAGAAGCUAUGGAAUUUUCUCACUACUUAAUGUGCUAUUGAGCAUUUAAACAGUCGGUGCUUUGGAGCGAAUGACCAUAAGGUGAGUUAAACGAUGAUGUAAUUUAAUGUAAUGAUCGAAUUCUGGAUCAUGUAUUAUUCCCCCAGUCAUGAUGUAUUCAAAGAAUCAUGUAAUUGAGUAUUUACAAAUUUGUUGGCAUUAUUUCUCUCUCGUGUCAUGACACGCUCCACAUGCAAAGUUGUUUACUCAUUUACAUGCAUAAGGUUUGAGAAAAAAUACGUUUUGUCAUGCAUAAGGGGGUAUGUGUAAAAAUUGAAGUAUACAUGGUAGAUAUUUAAAUAUAUAGAAAUUGAUUG